CUCACUUAACCCAACGCUAAUUUCCACCUUUUUCUGUUGACAACUGAAUUCAAACAACUAUAUUCCUAUUCUAUUUUUUACCUUCCUCGUUCCUUUGCUUAUAUAACAGCAAAGCCCUUUGCGUUUCAUCAUGCACCUUCGCAGUAUUUGAUUCAACUCUUCACCUUCUUCAAUACCCAUUCUGGUUGUCACCAUGAGUAGGCUUCCAACUUGUUCAUUCAACUUCUUGAAAAUCUCAACUCUGCUCCUCCUCCUCUUCCUUGUUCUUCUUCCUUCCUCGGUAUCUGGAGAGUGUACAUGUGAUGCCAAAGAAAAUAACCGUGGCACAGGGGAGACCAUUAAAUAUAAAGUAGCUGGUAUUGCUUCAAUUCUAAUUUCAGGUGCAAUUGGGGUCUGUAUUCCAGUCUUAGGGAAGGCAAUCCCAGCUUUACAUCCUGAGAAUGAUAUUUUCUUUAUCAUCAAGGCCUUUGCAGCAGGUGUGAUCCUAGCAACUGGGUUCAUACAUAUACUACCCAAUGCGUUUGAGAAAUUAACAUCACCAUGCCUCAAAGGGAAGGCAUGGCAGAAUUUUCCCUUCACAGGGUUCAUUGCAAUGAUGUCUGGAAUUGGGACGUUGAUGGUGGACACUUUGGUCACUGGUUACUAUAAGAGAUCAAACUUCAGUAAGGCUCAGCCACUGAAUGGAGAUGUGGAGAGAGCUGGUGAGCCUGUGGAUCAUGUUCAUGUUCAUACACAUGCCACACAUGGUCAUGCACAUGGGUCGAAUUCAACUUCUUCAGAUCUUCUCCGGCAUCGUAUCAUAUCACAGGUUUUGGAGUUGGGGAUCGUGGUACACUCUGUGAUUAUUGGGAUUUCAUUGGGCACUUCUGAAAGCUCUUCUACAAUAAAGCCUCUUAUUGCUGCUUUGUCCUUCCAUCAGUUUUUUGAGGGAAUAGGACUUGGUGGUUGUAUCACUCAGGCGAGAAUCAAGAGUAGUGCGGUGGCAAUUAUGGCAGUCUUUUUCUCUCUCACCACCCCAGUUGGGAUCGCUGUGGGUAUAGGAAUAACAAAUGUGUAUGAUGCAAAUAGCUCAACCUCUCUCAGUGUUGAAGGGGUCUUUGACUCUGCAUCAUCUGGGAUCCUGAUUUAUAUGGCUCUUGUUGAUUUGCUUGCAGCUGAUUUCAUGGACCCCAAGAUGCAAAGCAAUGGAAGGCUUCAGAUAAUUGCUAACAUCUCACUUCUUUUUGGGGCUGCUUGUAUGUCUAUCCUGGCCUAUUGGGCUUGAUUGUUCCUUUCAACCCAAUAUAUAACUAUACUACUUCCAUUAAUUCAUGUUACUAUUUUAAAAUAUAUAGAUUAUUUCUUCUGUAUUAUAUAUAAUACUAGUGGGAACCCAUGUGGCACGGUCUUUAUAACGCAAAAUUGAAGUAGAAAGGGCCUUUAUGACA
This is a messenger RNA of Nelumbo nucifera (sacred lotus), 1427 nucleotides long. RefSeq names its product zinc transporter 5-like. Gene Ontology annotation, cellular component: plasma membrane. NCBI's taxonomy places the organism in Eukaryota, Viridiplantae, Streptophyta, Magnoliopsida, Proteales, Nelumbonaceae. Gene Ontology annotation, molecular function: zinc ion transmembrane transporter activity. The record is from RefSeq and is a predicted model, not a curated record. Gene Ontology annotation, biological process: zinc ion transmembrane transport.